CCUCUCCUCGCUUUUACCGUAGAGCACACUGGAUUGAACCAUUAGUGAACGGACAACCGGACUAUUCGGGCUCUGGAAAAAGGUUCGGGAAAAGCAGAAUUUGCUAUUUUCUUUUCAUUUGAAGGCUACAUUUCUCUGUAAGGACCCGUUGACAGCAGAGCCAGGAUGGAUGCUCACGGCAUAUUCUCACUUCUGUUGCUGUGUUCUGUCACUGAGCUGUGCGUGUUGGCGAGCCUUGAGGGGAAUGACUCCCAGCAGCACCAUACCCAGAACGUCUACCACGACAUCGGUGUCACCAGGAACACCAUAGUCACUGCUCAGUUUGAGUGCUAUCAGAAGAUCAUGAAAAACGACAAACACAACAAAAUAGGGCCAGUUUGUAACAGGACGUGGGAUGGCUGGCUGUGCUGGGAGGACACAGAGGCAGGCUUCACUACAAACCAACACUGUCCAGACUACUUCCAAGACUUUGACACAGCAGAAAUGGCGUCCAAAGUGUGCAGUGAAACGGGUAAUUGGUUUCUACACCCGGAGAGCAACAGGACAUGGACAAACUACACCAAAUGUACGGCAUACACCAGUGCAGGAAGAGUGACAGCGAUGAAUCUCUACUACCUGGUUCUGAUUGGACAUGGACUGUCGCUAACGUCAUUGUUCUUCUCAUUGGGAAUAUUUUUCCAUUUCAAGAGUCUAAGCUGCCAGAGGAUAACGCUCCACAAAAACCUAUUUUUUUCAUUUGUGUUGAACUCGGUCAUCACCAUCAUCUGGUUGACAGCGGUAGCUAACAACCAGGGACUAGUGCAGAGCAACCCUGUGAGCUGUAAGGUGAUCAUGUUUAUUCACCUGUACCUGUUUGGCUGUAACUACUUCUGGAUGCUGUGUGAGGGCAUCUACUUGCACACACUCAUCGUCGUGGCUGUGUGCGAGAAACAACACCUCAUGUGGUACUACCUGCUUGGAUGGGGAUUUCCACUCAUACCUGCAUUGAUACAUGCAAUAGCACGAAGCUACUACUACAAUGAUAAUUGUUGGAUCAGCUCAAACACUUCCCUCCUCUACAUUAUCCAUGGUCCCAUCUGUGCUGCCCUGCUGGUGAAUCUUUUCUUCCUGUUAAACAUUGUGCGUGUCCUCAUCACCAAACUGAAGGUGACCCAUCAAGCUGAAUCUAGCCUCUACAUGAAGGCUGUGAGAGCCACCCUGAUCCUCGUCCCUCUCCUGGGCAUCCAGUUUGUCUUGUUCCCCUACAAACCCCAGGGACGCUUCGCCUUGGAGAUCUACGACUAUAUUAUGAACAUCCUCAUGCACUACCAGGGUCUCCUGGUUGCCACCAUCUUCUGCUUCUUCAAUGGGGAGGUAAGACUUCAGCGGGAUAUUACGUGUUUGCGAAGGCACUGGAACCAGCAGAGGAUCCAGUUUGGCAGUAACUUUGCCCACGCAGAUGUCUUCCGCUCAGCCUCAUACGUGGCGUCAUCCCUGACGGAGGUGCAUCGCUGCUACAGCAUCGACGGGCACACCGAACACAUGAACGGCAAGAACAGCUACCACGACGUGGAGACGGUGACACCCACCAUACUCCGGUCGGACAACCCGUUUGCCUGAGACUGAAGGUGGGAAGUCGCGGGUCUUGGGUCUGUACAGUUACACAGUGGCAGUUCAACUUUCAGUUGAAAUGGCUGCAGACAAUUUGGAACUCUUUUCCCACCAUAUUCUAGAACAUUUUCUCAAACUUCUUGGCAGUCGCCUUCACAGCAAUUGGAUGAUGGUGAAAAAGUACAUGAACGUUUAUAGGGGGCACUACUCAGCCUCUUGAUCUGGUCAAUACAGUUACCUUCAACUGAUCCACUUUAACUUCACGAGGACGGAAUAGGCACUUAACUAGAGACACCUGUGUAAAGGAAUGGACACUACCUACACUACCUUAAGGGUUUUAGUGUAAGGAAUGGACACUACCUACACUACCUUAAGGGUUUUAGUGUAAGGAAUGGACACUACCUACACUACCUUAAGGGUUUUAGUGUAAGGAAUGGACACUACCUACACUACCUUAAGGGUUUUAGUGUAAGGAAUGGACACUACCUACACUACCUUAAGGGUUUUAGUGUAAGGAAUGGACACUACCUACACUACCUUAAGGGUUUUAGUGUAAGGAAUGGACACUACCUACACUACCUUAAGGGUUUUAGUGUAAAUCAAUCUUGCCGUUUCAUCCUGUGGACUGAAGGGCCUACGACUGUACAACAACCUCUGACCCAAGAGCCUGAGACUCUACAACAACUUCUGACCCAAGAGCCUGAGACUCUACAACAACCUCUGACCCAAGAGGAGUACAGUGCAAUGAACUUGUUGGGCCUUCUGGUGAUAUAAUUACUUCCAUUCUGUAAAGGACAAAGGAAACCUAAUGUAUAUGGACCUUAAGCACUGGAUUAUGUAUUAAGAUUGGCAGGCUCUUUAUGGCUCUCUUUAUGACAAGACAAGUAACUAAACGGCACAGUGGAUUUAUUUUGAUACAGUGUACAGUUACAAUUGUUUUAUUUUACAGCAAUUAGCAUUGAAUGUGUUAUCAUGUGUUGUUCUCUGUGGUUUGAAUUUGCAUGGUCAUUGAUGGCUACUUAUUUAUAACUAUGUUACAUUAGUACAAGAUGGACCACCCAUUAGAAUGUUAAUUUCCUGUCAGUGUAUUACCCUGUCCAGCGGUCUUCUCCCUUCUGUCUAGACUAGGGUUUAGUCCCUCUGUGGGAGUUUAUGUCUGGCACAUAAAAUGACCUUGGUUUUGCCUCAGUUUUAUCUGUCAUAGUUGAAUGUAUGUAAGUCUUGUUUAAGUAUAUAAGUAUUUUUUUUCAUAGAGUUGCUUCAUAUCCAAAUGCUGGAGAGAAUUCUGCUCACACGUGGAUACUUAAUGUGGAGGGAGAGAGAGGGUGA
Messenger RNA from Oncorhynchus masou masou (cherry salmon), 2919 nucleotides. Its product is annotated as calcitonin gene-related peptide type 1 receptor-like. Gene Ontology annotation, biological process: cell surface receptor signaling pathway; adenylate cyclase-activating G protein-coupled receptor signaling pathway; angiogenesis. NCBI's taxonomy places the organism in Eukaryota, Metazoa, Chordata, Actinopteri, Salmoniformes, Salmonidae. Gene Ontology annotation, molecular function: calcitonin receptor activity; calcitonin gene-related peptide receptor activity; adrenomedullin receptor activity. Gene Ontology annotation, cellular component: plasma membrane. The record is from RefSeq and is a predicted model, not a curated record.